CCUUUCCUUCAGACUUGCCUGCGGAGCUGUAAGAGUGCAGCCGGAAAGUGCAUCUUUGGUUUUCUGGUGCCACCCGCGAUGGCCUCUUACACAGCCUACAGUGGCUAUACCAAGCCACCCAUGACCAUGACCUAUGCUCCGUCUUACUAUGACGAGAACUUGCAGAAGCCACCCAUGGCCUACACAGACUACCAGGACUCUAUGUAUGAGGAAAAACAGAAAGCCGAGAAGAGGAAAAAGCGGAACGAAGUCUGCUGUGAGAUCGUGGCUCUCGUCGUUGGUUUUGUCGGACUCAUUGGAGUGGCGGCGGUGACGGGCUUGCCCAUGUGGAAGGUAACGGCCUUUAUUGAGGAGAACAUCAUUGUCAUGGAGACUCGUUGGGAGGGUUUGUGGAUGAACUGCUUCAGACAAGCCAACAUAAGGAUGCAGUGUAAGGUGUACGACUCCCUGCUGUUCCUGCCGCCAGAUCUCCAGGCAGCCAGAGGCCUGAUGUGCAGCUCCGUGGCUCUCACCUGCUUCGCCCUGAUUGUUUCAGUGGUGGGAAUGAAAUGCACUAGGAUGGUGGACCAUCGCGCUCGCACAAAACACGUCGUCCUUGUGGUCGGAGGAUGUCUCUUCCUCAUGGGCUGCGUUACUACCUUGAUCCCAGUGUCCUGGACCGGCCACGUCAUCAUCAUGGACUUCUACAACCCGCUGCUGAUUGACGCCCAGCGAAGGGAACUCGGGGAGGCUCUGUACAUCGGCUGGGUGACGUCUGCUUUGCUUUUCUCCGCCGGCGUGAUCCUGCUGUGCCGCCACGCUCCGCGCACCAACAUCGAAGAGGAGAGGGUCAUCUACAACCCCGGUGGAAGUGUCUACCAGCCUGCCUACUCAUACCAGCCGUACACAUACCAGCCCGAAUACAACUACCAGCCUCCAUACUCUGCGCCCCCACCAGGAUCUGUGGUGUAUGCUCCGUCUCAGUACUAGAAGAUCUUUGGACUCGAUGUUUAAACCAGACAAAAUAUGGCUCAAAUGACGAAGGACGGUCGAGUGACAAAGACAGGGCAUAGCAAUAAAAGGCCCAUUCAGUACUUUAAAAAGUUGGGCUAAUGUAUUUCUGAGACUGAAAUUCAUUAUGAAUGUCAUUGUGUUUUGAUCAUGAGGAGUUGUGCUGAAAUGCUUUUGUCUUUGUGUUUUUGUGCCUAUUAAGCGAGUGUUUUACAUGCUUAAUAAGAAAAAAGCAGCCAUGUGAUAAUAUCUAUACCUUUACAGAAUCCACAGACAUGCUCUUUUGAGUUAAAACUAUAUGCACUAGACUAUCUUCAUAUCUACAGGUAAUUUCUGUUUACUUUUCAGAUUUUGUUAUGUAUAUACUUUUUUUUUUAAAUGAUACCCAACAUUAAAUGUCCACUGUCAUAUAAAAUAAGAAAAAAGUGUGA
Fundulus heteroclitus (mummichog) is the source of this 1421-nucleotide messenger RNA. It is a transcript of the gene cldn8.2, whose product is annotated as claudin-8. Gene Ontology annotation, biological process: cell adhesion; bicellular tight junction assembly. The record is from RefSeq and is a predicted model, not a curated record. Gene Ontology annotation, molecular function: structural molecule activity. Gene Ontology annotation, cellular component: plasma membrane; bicellular tight junction. Lineage: Eukaryota; Metazoa; Chordata; Actinopteri; Cyprinodontiformes; Fundulidae.